UAUCCUUCCCGCCAACCCUAAAACCCUAAUCCUAUAUAUACAAUUGAACAAUAGACUGUACUAAACCCCUCCUUUUUUUCAAUUGAUUGAAACCAGAGCUUCUCAAAACCCUAGCAAUGGAAGCUCAAGCCGUCAAAACAAACCUAGUGUUAAUCCUCGAUUUCGGAUCCCAAUACACCCAUCUCAUAACCCGUCGGAUCCGGAGCCUCUCCGUGUUCUCCCUCUGCAUUUCCGGCACCUCCUCGCUCAAAUCCAUCACCGAGCUAAACCCAUCUGUAAUCAUCCUCUCCGGAGGGCCCCACUCGGUCCACGCGCCCAACGCGCCGUCUUUCCCUGAUGGGUUUAUUGAGUAUGUGGAGAGCAAGGGCGUGUUUGUCUUGGGGAUUUGUUAUGGGCUGCAGCUGCUGGUGGGGAAACUUGGUGGGGAAGUGAGAGUGGGGGAGAAGCAGGAGUAUGGGAGGAUGGAGAUUGAGGUUGUCAAGGAGAGAUGUGGGUUGUUUGAGCGUGGGGGUAAGCAGGUGGUGUGGAUGAGCCAUGGUGAUGAGGCGGCGAGGCUGCCGGAGGGGUUUGAGGUUGUGGCGAGGAGUCAGCAGGGGGCUGUGGCUGCUGUGGAGAAUCCUGGGAGGCGGUUUUAUGGUCUUCAGUAUCAUCCUGAGGUGACACACUCACCGGAAGGAAUGGCAACAUUGAAGCAUUUUUUGUUCAAUGUAUGUGGAGUGGUUGAUGGGUGGACUAUGACAGAUGUUAUGCAGGAAGAAAUAAAAGUUAUUAAUGAAAUGGUUGGGACUGAAGACCAUGUCAUUUGUGCCUUAUCUGGUGGUGUGGAUUCCACGGUUGCAGCUACUCUUGUUCACAAAGCAAUUGGAGACAGGCUUCGCUGUGUUUUUGUUGAUAAUGGCUUAUUGAGAUUCAAGGAGAGAGAACGGGUGAUGGAGACAUUCGAAAAGGAUCUUCAUUUACCUGUCACUUGUGUUGAUGCUGUAGAUCAAUUUCUUAGCAAGCUAAAAGGGGUUGUAGAUCCGGAGACAAAGCGAAAGAUUAUCGGGAAGGAGUUCAUCUGCAUUUUCGAUGCCUUUGCUAAUGAUUUGGAACAGAAAACAGGGAAAAAGCCUACCUUCCUGGUUCAAGGAACCUUAUAUCCUGAUGUGAUUGAAUCAUGUCCACCACCUGGUAGUGGAAGAACCCACUCCCACACAAUCAAGAGUCAUCAUAAUGUUGGAGGGCUUCCCAAGGACAUGAAACUGAAGCUCAUUGAACCCCUUAAACUUUUAUUUAAGGACGAGGUUCGCGAACUGGGAAAAAUCUUGAAUGUUCCAGUACCAUUUCUAAAGCGUCAUCCUUUCCCUGGACCUGGCCUUGCUGUGAGAGUAUUGGGUGAUGUAACUGAAGGAAAUGCCUUGGACAUCCUGCGCCAGGUGGAUGAGAUUUUCAUACAGUCGAUUAAAGAUGCUGGCUUGUAUGAUUCCAUAUGGCAAGCUUUUGCUGUGUUUUUACCAAUAAGAUCAGUUGGGGUUCAAGGAGAUCAAAGAACGCAUUCUCAUGUUGUUGCACUUAGAGCUGUAACAAGUCAGGAUGGAAUGACCGCAGACUGGUACAAUUUUGAACACAAGUUCCUUGACGAUGUGUCAAGGAAGAUCUGCAACAGUGUUAGAGGUGUAAACAGAGUUGUUCAAGAUAUUACAUCCAAACCUCCAUCAACCAUUGAGUGGGAAUAAUUUCAUAAUUACUACAUAUUAGAAAGCAAAAGGAUUUCUGAUGCGUAAUACGCUGUCCAGCUUAUUUCUGAGCACUGUAAUUGGAAGGAGGUCUCCGCCCUAUGAUGUCAUUGUUCAAAUUUGGUGCUUUAGGCAGAGAGUGAUCUACUUGCAUGAAAUGAUUCUUUGUAUUGAAAGUGCAUUGAUUUAUAUAUAAAAUUUCCCUGUAUGUCAUUCUAUCCAGGAAUUAUGCCUGAUAUGUACCAUUGUUGCCCAACCAAUUUUUCUAAAAUAUUUUCAUACAGUUUUUAGGUUCA
Messenger RNA from Daucus carota subsp. sativus, 2011 nucleotides. RefSeq lists its product as uncharacterized. The record is from RefSeq and is a predicted model, not a curated record. Gene Ontology annotation, biological process: GMP biosynthetic process. Bases 117 to 1715 code for a protein of 532 amino acids. Gene Ontology annotation, cellular component: cytosol. Gene Ontology annotation, molecular function: GMP synthase activity; ATP binding; GMP synthase (glutamine-hydrolyzing) activity. Lineage: Eukaryota; Viridiplantae; Streptophyta; Magnoliopsida; Apiales; Apiaceae. The transcript is spliced from 6 exons.